Messenger RNA from Penicillium longicatenatum, 2484 nucleotides. RefSeq lists its product as uncharacterized. The record is from RefSeq and is a predicted model, not a curated record. Gene Ontology annotation, biological process: regulation of DNA-templated transcription; DNA-templated transcription. Bases 1 to 2484 code for a protein of 827 amino acids. The transcript is spliced from 6 exons. NCBI's taxonomy places the organism in Eukaryota, Fungi, Ascomycota, Eurotiomycetes, Eurotiales, Aspergillaceae. Gene Ontology annotation, molecular function: zinc ion binding; DNA binding; DNA-binding transcription factor activity, RNA polymerase II-specific.
AUGCAAGCUGCGGAUGGAUACCACUGCGAGCAAUGCAACGCCACCUUCCAGCGGAAAGAACACUACCAACGGCAUCGCCGCACCCACACCAAAGAAAAACCGUUUUCAUGUACAGAAUGUGGCCAAAGUUUCGCUCGAAUAGACUCCCUUACCCGGCAUUACGGCACGAGACAUCGACAAGGGGCUUCUGAAUCUUCCGGAGAGCGACGACGGGUGAUUCAGGCAUGCAAGCCGUGUAAUUUAUCCAAGCUUCGAUGCGAUGGACAGCGACCAUGUGAACGGUGUCGUCGAUAUGAGGAUGAAUGCUACUAUGAAGACCGCCAGAAACGUCGGAUGACAGACCGCAAUCUCUCUCCCACCUUGCCGCAUUCUAAGCGACAUCAUCCGCAAACUCCAGCCCUCAGCAGUACGGGGCUAACGCACUCCUCCUAUCCAGGGGACCCCUCGCAGUCCACGACAAACCCAUCUCCGCCACUCACGAUUGUCAAUCAGGUGGCUGCCGUACGGGCUGAGUGCGUGCCACCGUCGCACGAGCCGGCCAACAUGCCUGAUCUCAAUGGUUAUGCGAUGGAAAGUGCGGACCAAGUGCCCACUCAGGGUUCGACGCUAAACAAUGAAGGGCUUUCCGAUCUCAAGUAUCCAAGAUGGGGGAGUCUGCUUGACUUGGACCUAGACAUAGGGGAGGGCUUGGACCCCUCCAUCUGGCCGAACAUUUUGGAUCCGCGAUCGUCCUUGGACCAUUUCGACAACAUUUGGUUGGCAUCCACCGAACCAACCACAGGUCCAAUUCCUGCCCCAGAAACCCCUCAAAUACCCACGCCUUUGACUACCGCCACUGUGGGUGAGAUUUAUAAUCGCGCUUGCUCACCUGGCCCCACCGACGAGGCCGUCGAGCCACGACAAUAUCAACCAACCGCAAUCGAGAUCGAUGCGCAGCUGACGUUUCCAGAUAUGCAGCAUAUUCGUACGGAGGAUGUAGACAAAGAACACCUAGCCCACAUCCAUGAGAUUCAGCAGAAUGUCGUAGACGAGGUGGCCAAGCUAGCCUCAGUCCUGGAAUCGAAAUCGCUCUUCCCGCCGUUCGUGAAGUUAAAGAUUCCACCUGCCCCGAUCAUCAACGCUUGGACACAACUAUAUUUUGAACAUUUUCAUCCUGUCUUUCCGGUCCUUCACAAGCCCACAUUUGGAGGCCCAGAUACGCAUUGGCUCCUAGUGUUUGCUGUCAGUGCUAUUGGAGCUCAGUUUUCCCGAAUCCCGCAGGCCCAGACUUGCGCGAGGGCCAUGCACGAAUUGAUCCGUCGACAGUCCAUGUAUCUGGUGAUUCUCCUUAACCAAAUUGGUCUGAUGUACUCCGGAGAACGGAGAGCGUUAGAGAUCGCGGAGCUCCUGCAGGCGCUCCCUGUUACUCUCGCUCGGAGAAAACAUCUUUUCACGAACAUAUUGUCUGCACCGAAGAUGGCAGGGCUAGACCUCUCACUUUCCCAAAGGUGGCAAAUUUGGGCUCUGGAUGAGGAGCGGAGGCGGACUGGGUUCGCUAUCUGGCUCGUUGAUUCGGCUUUUCAAAGCCAUUUUGAUCUCACGCCGGUCCUUUCGGUUGGAGAGUUACAGAACUCGUUGCCCCAUGGCGAGGAAAGAUGGGCAGCUUCAGGUGCCCGAGGGUGGGCCAGCUUUUCUACGCACACAGAAUCAAGCACGCUCCAUACGGUGGAGCAAGUUGUCAGAGACAGCACUUGGAUGGCAUCGUGGAUAAAGACCGGCAUUUUGGGCAAACAAACCCUCCUUCAGCUGCUGUCGAACGCCGCUGUCAUUGAUCAAGAUCGUCUUCUUUCCUCACAAUCCCACAACGGUAUAAGCCAGAUCGAGGCUGAGGCGGCGCUUAAGGCGCUACUUGCAGGGACAGAAGAUGAAGAGUCAAACGUCUCAGCAUUAGAACUCAAGGCAUCUAUCUCACAUCGACUGGUGAUUCUCUCAGUCCUCAUGCUGCGUAAUACUCCUCGACUCCCCCUGCUUGCUACAGCCAUGCGUGUGAGGUAUCGUCGUUACACCGAUGAAGAACUCCGCAGUCUAGCGACAGAAUGGAAUAAGGCACCACAGGAGCGUCGACGGGCUGCUAUAUAUGCUGCGCGAGCGUUUGAAUCAGUCCGCAGCCAGUAUUGCGCCCAUUUUUCAACCCCUGUGCUGUUAUUCCGCGCGACUUUAAUCAUUUGGCUCUUUACUGUUCUCGAUGACCUGUCACUUGACUCGCAGCCCGCAAGUGACGCGCCCUUGAUCAUUCUCGGUGCCUCCAAUACGACCGAUCCGAAUCAAGAGCAGUGGGUGGAAUCUGGAAACGGUCGUGUCAAAUUACAGGGGGUUGGCAACAUCUUCUCUUCACUGGGCCGGCAACGAUUUCUUGAUGAGUCGAUCUCUGCGAUGCAGUCCCUCCGAUCGUGGGGGAUAAGUAAAAUCUAUAGGCAACUGCUAACUCAACUACGAGCGGACUAG